UGUGUGUGUGUGUGUGUGAGAGUGUGUGUGAGUGUGUGGAUGGACAGAUUGACAGACAGACAGACAGACAGACUGCUGUUGAUCGACAUGAAACUUGAGAAUGAAGAAGUCAGUAACAGAAUGGGCAAAGUUUCUGUCUCAGAAAUUUCUGAAAUUUUCAGAAAAAGAAUUUCAUUGGGAAGGAUACACUUAAAGCGCACCAGUGCACUCACUCGGGGGAGAAACCACAUCACUGCUCUCACUGUGGGAAGAGUUUUACUCAACACGGUAAUCAAUGUCACCAAUGCAUCCAUAACGAAGGGAAGCUGUAUCAGUGCUCUCAGUGUGGAAAGAGUUUUGCCCAGCAAGAAACACGACAUCCUGUUUAAAGCAUUAAAACCUGGCAUCAUCUGCUUCUGAUCUGCCACCAGGUCCAGGAGAGCUUUUAAUCCUGCAUCACAGACACCAGACAAACCUUCAGCUUCGGUACAGCUACAAAGCUCAGUCUCGUGUUCGGCUCUGUGGGACGUGGUGUCUGGUGGCUUAAACUUUUAGCAACAUGUUUUUAAAUCCUGUACAAGCCUAAAUAAAUAUAAACAUACAACCAAACAGCCAAUAAGCAGCUGUAAAAGCACAUCAUUCAUUUAGCUUUCUGUUUGUAUCACAAAUAAAAAACCUUAAAUAACAAAAUCAGAGUUUCAUAAACACCAUCAGCUCCUGGUUGGUUUCCUUGGUAACGUGUCUGUAAUUAACAGCGUUGUCCAGUAGGCGGUGCUGUGAGCAUUAACGCAGCCGUAACUCACCACAGAAGAAGUCGAGCUGAGGUUUCAUUAUAUUUAUCUGUGUAAACAUUUCUGAGAACCUCAACCCUUUAAUGGAAUCUGCAGAAGAUGAUGUGAGCUCUUUCCCAAGAUCUCUACAUCCUCCUGCUCCUGCUCUCUCACUGCAUCAGGGGGAUGUGCAGACAGAAAGAGAUGGAGGGACAUCGGGGUGUUUGGGAGACAUCACCCAUGUGGACCAUCAGAAACAUGUAAAGAAAGAGGAACCUGAAGAUGAAGGCUAUCUCUGUUGGAUGUCCAGCUCUGCAGGACACAUUAACCCUGUGGACCAACAGAAAAAUAUAAAAAAAGAAGAACCUGAAGAUGAAGACAAUCUCUAUGAAAAGAUAACCAUAGAACAAAUUACCCCUGUGGACCAAAAGAGCAACGGAUUGCAAAGUAAACACGUAAAAGAGGAGGCGUCUGAAGAUGAGGGCUACGUCUGUACAUCAGUCUGUGAAGUGAAAGAUUCCCAGUUUCAAGUCUUCACCUGCUCCUGGUGUUCGCUUUCUUACACAGCUCAAAUGUAUCUCCACAAACAUGUCAGAAGAUGUCACCAUGAACAAUAUAAAGGCCUGAUCAUAUCAGGAGAGAUUAAAUGUGAGAAUUUGAUGCCUGCGUGCAGCUCCAACAUUCAACAAACAAUCUAUCGUAGUGUGAACAGUAACACGUCGAGUGGACUCUGUUCCUGCUCCCGGUGUGGGAAGAGUUUCGACCAACAGAGUAAAAUCCAGCAGCAUCAGUGCCUUCAUGCUGGAGAGAAGCCGUACUGCUGCUCCCAGUGUGGGAAGAGUUUUGUUCGACAGAGUUCGCUGCAACAACAUCAGCACAUUCACACAGGACAGAAGCCGUACAGCUGCUCAGAGUGUGGAAAGAGUUUUAUUCGACACUGCAAUCUCGAGUCACACCGGCGCACUCACACAGGAGAAAGGCCGUUUCUCUGCCCUCAGUGUGGCAAGACAUUUAUAACCAACAGGUAUCUAAAAGCACACCAGGUCAUUCACAAAGGAGAGAAGCCUUAUGACUGCUUGGAAUGUGGAAAGAGUUUUAUUCGACACUCAAACCUCCAAAUACAUCGGCGCAUUCACACGGGAGAAAAGCCGUACUGCUGCACGGAGUGUGGGAAAAGUUUUUCCCAGCAGAGUUCCCUCCAUCAACACCAGCGCAUUCAUAUAGCUGAGAAACCAAUACAGUGUUUGCAGUGCGGACAGAGAUUUACUUAUUCAGGUGCUUUUAAUAUACAUAAAUGCCCCAACGUGGAGCCGUCAGCUUGUGUAGCAUGAAAUAAAUCAAGACGUGUUUUAAGAAAGCUAGUUUAUUUAAACUAGUGAUUUGCUAAGAUGUGUGUAUAUGUGUGUAUUGUAACACAAUUAGUGUAUAUAUACAGUACAUACACUGAGGGAAAAGUAUUCCAGUCCAUAUUGUAUUUUGUAUUAUUAAUGUGAACAGAAUGUAUGUAUUUAUAACUAUAAAGAUAUCUACAAAUCA
Molecule: messenger RNA, 2285 nt
Organism: Tachysurus fulvidraco (yellow catfish)
Lineage: Eukaryota; Metazoa; Chordata; Actinopteri; Siluriformes; Bagridae
Product: zinc finger protein OZF-like
Exons: 7
Coding region: 854-2080 (408 amino acids)
Biological process (GO): regulation of transcription by RNA polymerase II
Cellular component (GO): nucleus
Molecular function (GO): DNA-binding transcription factor activity, RNA polymerase II-specific; RNA polymerase II cis-regulatory region sequence-specific DNA binding
Source: RefSeq, a predicted model, not a curated record